Volvox carteri f. nagariensis is the source of this 591-nucleotide messenger RNA. RefSeq lists its product as uncharacterized. The transcript has a single exon. The annotation marks the transcript as partial. Lineage: Eukaryota; Viridiplantae; Chlorophyta; Chlorophyceae; Chlamydomonadales; Volvocaceae. The record is from RefSeq and is a predicted model, not a curated record.
GUGCUUGCCAAGUGCUGCCUCAGUGAGCUGUGGUGCCAAGAUGUGUGGGUGCAGCCGGGUUUGCUGUUGGGGUCAAAGCCGAUCAGUGGUAUACAUCUCACAGGCAGGUUCUUGGAGAAGCUCGUGGCCAUCAAGCUCAACAACAACGUGGAACUCACUGCAUUCGAUAGCAACAAGCCUAAGACAUCACAGGCCUGCUGGUUCAUCACCCGGAGAUGCAACUCCAGCGACAAAAUGUGGGCGGGGAAGGUGCUGGGCUUGUACCGCUAUAGGUCGCCAUUGAACAGGGAUAAGUUUGAUGUGGUGCUGGAGGUCGAAUGGCAUGCUCCCCUGCUGGGGAACAACAGUGAUGCCGAAGUUGCAGUCGACCAGUUCAUGAAUGUCCCCUUGGUGGACGCCAGGGCUGCCAGUGUGUCCAACACAGGCUCUCGUUACUACCUGGCUGAGGAUGUUGCGCCUUGCCGAGUGCACAUCUUGCCACACCCCAGUAAGCGGGGCGCCCUGUGUGUUCUGUCAAGAAGCUACAGCUUCAUGCGGGUGGCUGGCUGGGAGGCCCUGCAGCCGCAGACCCCAUGGGCGAGGUCACGGUAG